Molecule: messenger RNA, 2661 nt
Organism: Hemicordylus capensis (graceful crag lizard)
Lineage: Eukaryota; Metazoa; Chordata; Lepidosauria; Squamata; Cordylidae
Gene: TMPO
Product: thymopoietin
Exons: 9
Coding region: 93-1466 (457 amino acids)
Molecular function (GO): DNA binding
Source: RefSeq, a predicted model, not a curated record
CCGCCCCUCCUCUUCUCCCCCUCCCCCCUUUGUUGGCGGUUUCCUCUCUUGCUGUCUCCUGGGAGGGCGGCGACAAGAGCCCGAGUCUGGCGAUGCCCGAGUUCCUGGCGGAUCCGUCGGUGUUGACCAAGGAGAAGCUGAAGAGUGAGCUGAUCGCCAACAAUGUGAACCUGCCGAGUGGCGAGCAGCGCAAGGACGUCUAUGUGCAGCUCUACUUGCAGCAUCUGACCGCCCGCAACGCGUCCGGAGCCUCCGCGCAGCCGGACUUCUCCAGCGACGAGGAGCGGAGGGAGUCCACGCCGUUUGCCGCCAGGAACCGAGGAGGCGGGGGCUCCCCGGUUGCCGCCGUGGGCCGGAAAGCAACAAAGAAAACAGACAAACCGAGGCCAGAAGAACAGGAUGAUGUAGAAGUGGCAGACCUUGGUAAUGAAGAGCUCAAAGAGCAGCUUAUGAGAUAUGGUGUGAAUCCUGGUCCUAUUGUGGCUACCACAAGGAAGCUCUAUGAGAAGAAACUACUGAAGUUGAAAGAACAGGGCCAAGAGCUAAGAUCUCUGAUACCUACACCAACAGUAUCUUCUUCUGCAGAGAACAACAGGCAAAAUGGAAAUAACGACUCGGAUCAAUACAGUGACAAUGAAGAAGAUCCCAAGACUGAGUUUAUACUUGAAAAGCGAGAACCAUUGAAGGGCAGAACAAAGGCUCCAGUAACACUCAAACAAAGAAGAAUUACUGAACAUAACCAGGAUGGAGAUACUGAGACAAUCUGGAGAAUUGGAUCUUCAAAAAGUGGACUUCCACAGGCAGUUCCUAGGGAAUCUGCAAGAGUAUCAAGACGAACGGCAAGGAAAAGGGUUGAAACUACAGUACCGUUGCCUGUACAUGAUGCAGUAAUGUCAGAGAGUACUCCCAUAGCCGAUACUGUAGUGGCUUCAAGCAACAAGACCCUAGUAAAUAUAUUGAAUUUGCAAGAGCAGGUUGUCAAUAGGUUGCCUGGAAAUCUCAAGCAUGCAGAUCCUAUACUGUCAGUCAGUGACUUCUCAGAGUUUCCCAGAAGAACACCAAAGAAAUCAUUGAUGACUGCUGAAGUGAUGGAGAAACCUGCAGAGGAUCGAAGACUAGAAAGGGAUAUUCUUAAAGAAAUGUUCCCUUAUGAAUCAUCGACACCUACAGGAAUUAGUGCUAGCUGCCGCAGACCAAUCAAAGGAGCUGCUGGUCGACCUAUAGAGUUCGGUGACUUCCAACUGGAGGAGCCCUAUUCAUCAAAAUAUAUAUCCAAAUACACUGCUUCAGCAGAUGACAAAGCAGAGAAGCCAAUUAAAAAACGCUCCAUUCCUAUGUGGAUAAAAAUCCUGCUCUUUGUUGUUGUCUCUGUCUUCUUGUUCUUGGUCUAUCAGUCAAUGGAAACCAACCAAGGAAAUCCAUUCUCCCCGUUCCUCAAUAGUGACUCUCAGACAGGAACUGAUUGAAUGUUUUUAUUUUGUAUGGUGCACACAAGUUGGUCUCCUAUUUUUAACUGUAAAGAUCUCUUCAUCCUUCAUCUGAUCAGAAACUGCAUACAGAUAAUAAUAGCAACAUAAACUGAAAAGUGAAAUAAACAAGACAAUGUAAGUGGACAUCACUAACAUUUUUAAGAACUAGGAGAUCACUUUGUGCCAUGGGUAAUAUUUUUAGAUAUCUCUGGAACUUCCGUAGGAUUUAUUUUUUUAAUGUGGACAUCAUUACAUUCAGUUGAGAUUGUAUAUUUGUUUUUGCAAGCUUGGAAGCUCGAAAGGGCAAAAGUGAUAGUAAAAUGUGAAAAUGUGUUUAAAUGUUUUUACUUCAUACUAAAAAGAUGCUGUAUUGAAUUUUUCUCUACUUUGCAUUUUGUUCCCGGGUGGGUGGGAAGGGCUAAGAUAAAGGGAAAUGCAUUUUUGGAUGCAUUUUGCUGAAACCGUGCAGCUAAGUUUAGUCUAUUGUAGUUUUAAGGGGAGUUGAGAUUUUUUUCUGUAGAAUACUGUUGAUAUUUUAAUAAAUAACUGUAAACUUAUUGUAUACAUGUCUUUUAUCUGUCUUCAUUUCAACUGUAGUAACCCCAUUUAUGGAUUUUUAAUCAUAGGUCUCUAUUUUAGUGCUUAAACUGAUAAUCACUGAUCUAAUUGGCAAUAGGUGUCCUCAGAAAAAUAUAUUUAUCUGUAAAUCUUUGUGAAAUCUUACAUAAAAUACAUUUUAAUACCUUUUUACUGGAUGAUUAAUAAUGUUAAAUCCUAAUUACAGGCUUAAAUCCUGAGUCUUAUUACAAAAGAACUAUGUUCUGAAACAAACCUGCUUUGUUUGGUAAAUCUAAUGUCAUAUGUUAGAUUUCAUUUUUAAUUGAAUUUUGUUUGAAGCAUCAUGGAUGUGUAUAUAUUCCAAGAAGUUUCAUUCUUAUGGUAUUAAAAGGGCAUUGUUUCAUGUGAUGAAUAAAUUAAAGUUUUUUUAAAAAAAAUCUUCACUCAUGGAUGCAGCUAUUUUAGCCUGCCAUAACUUGUUCUCAGAUACAUUUACCAAGCAAAUAAUUUCAAUUUAAUUUUUACUGUGUGGAUUAUUAUACAUAUAAAGUGAAUGUAUUAAUUUGCAGUAUAUAUGGCAUCUUGAUAUUACUGCAUAUUCUAUACAAAUUGCAAUAAACUUAUUUUUAACCUU